CUGCUGAGCCGUCUCACUCAUUCAGUCUCUCUCUCACUCACAUACAAAUAACCGUGGAGCUCAGUGAUUGAAUUUUACAGUAAAAUGUGUCGAGACGGUGCGCUACAGUAAAACUCAGAGAGGUUAUGUCACAGAGGAGCUUGUGUUUAAACUGCAGUGAGAAAGAGAAAGGCUAAGGCAUCCACAAGUCAGAUUUUACUAUUCACUCUUCUGCUUUGUACAAUCUAGCAGCAUGAACAACCACCAAACCGCUGAACUGACCAAUCCUGGAUCAGUGAACAUCUACCCUCCAGUGUGGGCAAGGGGAGUGCAGAGGGAGGAAGAAGAGGAUGAAGGCGAUCUUAAUAAAACGCUGAGCGUUCCCCGAUUCCACAACAUCCUCAGCCCAAACCCCAACAUACCGAGCGAACAGCACCGGUCCUACAGCGAGCAGGACUUCCAGCUUCAUCGCCAGUCAUCGCAUAAUGUUCGUCAUCCCUUGUCCAAACUUCAUGGUGAGGGCAGGAAAAAAAGGAGUGGGAGGAAGAGGAGGAAGAGUAAAGAAAAGAUACAGAGUGGUGAUGAGCAGGGGGCACUGCAAGAGGCUGAGGAAGAGGAGGAUGAAGGAGAAGAUGAAGCUACAGAGAAACGCACAACAGAAUCUGACACUAAAGAGGCUGUUCAGUUUUUUGUGUCGGAUGACGACCCACAUCUGUCCAGACCAGAAACCUCUGCUCAGGCACCCCAGUUGAUUCCCUCCAGCACUGGAACAGAGUGUUCUGAAUCUCCCUCUGGCGACUGUGAGUCCGGUUCAUUGCCUCGCGUGUCCUCAGCUAGCCGCAACUACGACCUGCAGGAGCGGCGUAGAACCGGAAAUAUGACUGGAACCGAACAGGCGAAGUACCAGCGCAUCCCCACUGAUGAGACGGAAGCAUUAACGCUUGCCUCCGCGGACUUAGAUGGCAUAAAGAGUCACCGUUUUGAGGAUGUACCUGGUGUGCGGAGACACCUAGUGAGGAAAAGCACUAAAGGCCAGAUCGUACACAUCAGUAAAGAUUAUAAAGAACCCUGCACACGGAACCGCAAACUGGACCGCACUCCACAUGAGGUGUUUGUGGAGCUGAACGAGCUGAUUGUGGACAAGAAUCAGGAGCUACAGUGGAGAGAGACGGCUCGCUGGAUAAAGUUUGAGGAGGACGUGGAGGAGGAGACAGAUCGCUGGGGGAAACCACAUGUCGCUUCACUCUCAUUCAGGAGCCUUCUGGAGCUCCGAAAAACAAUCUCACAUGGUGCAGUACUGCUGGAUCUGGAUCAGAAGAACCUGCCGGGAAUCGCCCAUCAAGUGGUCGAGCAGAUGAUCAUUUCUGACCAGAUUAAAGCAGAAGACCGGGCCAAUGUCCUGCGCGCUCUGCUGCUCAAACACAGCCACCCUAGUGAUGAAAAAGAGCACCCCACCUUCCCCCGAAACAUCUCAGCCGCCAGCCUGGGCUCGCUUAUGGCCCACCACCAUCACCACAGCAACAGCACCAGCAGCCAGGCCGAGCCUUCAGUCAUGCAGCCGCUCAUGGGCAGUGAGACCGCCAAGACUGACACUGUAUUGCAAAUGGAGACUGAAAGAAAUGAGAAAGAAGGUGCUUCAGUCGUGGGCAUUCACAGAUCUAAGUCCAAGCACGAGCUGAAACUUCUGGAGAAGAUUCCCGAAAAUGCAGAGGCAACUGUUGUACUUGUGGGCAGUGUUGAUUUUCUGGAGCAGCCCACCAUGGCGUUUGUGCGACUGCAGGAAGCUGUGGAGUUGGACUCGGUACUGGAGGUUCCGGUUCCUGUGCGAUUUCUCUUUGUGCUUCUUGGACCCCCCAGCACCAACAUGGACUACCACCAAAUCGGAAGAUCCAUAUCAACGCUCAUGUCUGACAAGUCUUUCCAUGAAGCUGCGUAUCUGGCAGAUGAACGUCAGGACCUGCUGAAUGCCAUUAACAGUUUUCUGGACUGUAGCAUUGUGCUGCCCCCCUCAGAGAUGGGCGGAGAGGAGCUCUUGCGCUCUGUUGCUCAUUUCCAGAGAGAGAUGCUCCGCAAGAGAGAGGAACAGGAAGUCAGUCUGCUUGCCAAAGAACCCAAGAGCCUGGAGGAGAAAGAGGCUCUUUUAACUCCUUUUAAGCCUGAAGAUGACCCUCUGCAGCGCACCGGUCGGCCGUUCGGAGGGAUGAUCCGAGACAUCCGCCGCAGGUACCCGAAGUACCUCAGUGACUUUAAAGAUGCUCUAAACCCACAGUGCAUGGCUGCCGUCAUAUUCAUCUACUUCGCUGCUCUUUCUCCUGCCAUUACAUUUGGAGGGCUCCUUGGGGAGAAGACUGAGGGGCUGAUCGGUGUGUCUGAGCUGAUUGUGGCCACCUGCAUUCAGGGUGUGGUGUUCUGCCUUCUGGGGGCGCAACCACUACUGGUGGUGGGAUUUUCUGGACCCCUUCUGGUGUUUGAAGAAGCCUUCUAUUCUUUCUGUAAGAGUAAUGGUCUGGAGUACCUGACGGGUCGAGUUUGGAUUGGGUUCUGGCUCAUCAUCAUCGUGGUGGUCAUGGUGGCCUUUGAAGGAAGUUUCCUGGUUCGAUUUGUCUCCCGCUUUACUCAAGAGAUUUUCUCUUUCCUCAUUUCCCUCAUUUUCAUCUACGAAACCUUCUCCAAACUGGCUAAGAUUUUUCAGCAACAUCCUCUGCAGCGGUGCUCUUUUGUGAACGUCUCUGUGUUGAAUGAAUCGGAGAUCUCUCCUAUGGAAAACUUCACCUGGAGUUCUGAGGCAACCAAUAGCAGUUCAACUAUUGUCAUAAAGGGGGAGCCAAACACAGCCCUGCUUUCGCUGGUGCUCAUGUCGGGAACAUUCUUCAUUGCCUUUUAUCUGCGCAAAUUCAAAAACAGUGCCUUCUUUCCUGGCAGGCUGAGGCGGGUAAUUGGAGAUUUCGGGGUGCCCAUUGCCAUCCUGAUCAUGGUCCUGGUAGACUACAGCAUUCAGGAAACAUACACACAGAAGCUAAGUGUUCCUAGUGGUUUCUCGGUCACCAGUCCAGAUAAGCGGGGUUGGAUUGUGAAUCCUCUGGGUUCUGAGGUCCAGUUUCCUGUCUGGAUGAUGGCUGCCAGUGUUCUGCCAGCUCUGCUGGUGUUUAUUCUCAUCUUCAUGGAGACUCAAAUCACCACGCUGAUCGUCAGUAAGAAGGAGCGAAUGCUGAUUAAAGGUUCUGGGUUCCAUCUUGAUCUGCUGGUCAUCGUGGCUAUGGGAGGAAUCUGUGCUCUUUUUGGACUGCCCUGGAUGGCUGCAGCGACGGUCCGAUCUGUGACCCAUGUCAACGCCCUGACUGUGAUGAGCAAAGCCGUCGCCCCUGGUGACAAGCCUCGCAUCCAAGAGGUCAAAGAGCAAAGGGUCACAGGACUUCUGGUGGCUAUUCUCGUAGGUCUGUCUAUAGUGAUUGGAGAUCUCCUGAGGCAGAUCCCUAUUGCUGUCCUGUUUGGGAUUUUCCUCUAUAUGGGCGUGAUGUCAUUAAACGGGAUCCAGCUGACUGAGCGCAUGCAGCUUCUUCUUAUGCCUCCAAAAUACCAUCCUGACCACACCUAUGUCCGCAAGGUGCGGACCCUGCGCAUGCACCUGUUCACAGCAUUGCAGGUGGUAUGUUUGGCAGCAUUGUGGGCGGUGAUGUCGACUUCAGCCUCGCUGGCCUUUCCCUUCGUCCUCAUCCUCACUGUGCCUCUUAAAAUGUUCCUGUUACCACGUAUCUUCAGCACCCGUGAGAUGCAGUGUCUGGACGCAGACGAAGCAGAGCCGACGUUUGAUGAGAAAGAGGGACAGGAUGAGUACACAGAGAUGCACAUGCCUGUGUGAGACCCACCAUCUGCCCAUCCUUCUUUUCUUCCUCCCACCUCUGCCUCUGUUUGUCCGUUUAUCAGGCAUCUGAGUUGCUGUGUAAAAAUCUAAUGUUAUGUUAUUAAGUCUCAGAUUAACAGCCGUUUAUAAAGAUUUCUGAUUAACUGGAGUUUUAUUUAUAUUAAACUGUUUCUACAGUUUGUUUCAUUUUAAUCUCAUAAAGAGAUUAAAGGGUCAACUAGAGGUUUGUGUGUGUGUGUGUCUGUGUGUGUGUGAGAGAGAGAAUCAGUAGCUCUGUAUAUGCAGAUGAUUGCUGUUUGUGUAUUUACACUGUUGCCAAAAACAACCACAACCACAUCCCCUCAUUCCCCACCAGGCCAACUAAUAAGCAGUUCCACUCUGUUUCAUCAUGUUCUGUUCAAUAAUACUGGAGGUGGUGAUGAUGAUGAUGUAACUACUGUUAGUCUGUGUGCAGACAGAGCUGAAGAUUACAUCUUAUUUUACAAUUUAAAAUUCCCCCAAAAAUUAACAUUUCUACAUACUGACGUUCCAACAUUUCCAUUUCUACAUACUGACAUUCCAACAUUUCCAUCAUUUCUACAUACUGACAUUCCAACAUUUCCAUCAUUUCUACAUACUGACAUUCCAACAUUUCCAUCAUUUCUACAUACUGACGUUCCAACAUUUCCAACAUUUCUACAUACUGACAUUCCAACAUUUCCAUCAUUUCUACAUACUGACAUUCCAACAUUUCCAUCAUUUCUACAUACUGACAUUCCAACAUUUCCAUCAUUUCUACAUACUGACAUUCCAACAUUUCCAUCAUUUCUACAUACUGACAUUCCAACAUUUCCAUCAUUUCUACAUACUGACAUUCCAACAUUUCCAUCAUUUCUACAUACUGACAUUCCAACAUUUCCAAAAUUUUUACAUACUGACGUUUCAACAUUUCUACCGACUGACAUUUCAAUAUUUCCAACAUUUUUACAAACUAAAGUUCCAACAGUUCUACAUAAUAAAACUCCAACAAUCCAAUAUUUCCAACAUUUUCAACAUUUCCAACAUUUCUACAUGCAGACAUUCCAACAUUUUCAAUAUUUCCAACCCUAUUGUAAAUAAUGGAUUUAAUCUACUGAAAUUUGUCCUAACACAUAAACUACUUAACUCGUUCUAAAUAAAUAGUAUUGUUCACUUUUACCAACUAAAUCUUUCAAACAGAUUGACAGAUUCAAAUAUAAAUUACUACAGUAAUAUUGUUAAUAUGGUCAUUAAAUAAAUGUUAAUGUAAAUAUGAUUUUACAUUGGUUAAAAACAUUAUUUACACUUUGUUUUAAAAAGUGUAAAUGUUUUGGCAUGUCUGCUGUUUGGUCCUUUUCUGUACUAACAUUCGACGUUACUGCUGAUCACAAGGCCAGUCAUGUGCCGCCACACCAUCCUCUUCCCUUCUCAGCUCCACCCACACACUUACUCACACUCACUUCAAAGUAAUUCAUCAUUAAAUGAAUGUUGUCAAGCUCAGAAUUUUCUGGUUCAUUUCUCAGAAUUUUGUGGCUUGCAACAAACCUGCAUGUGCCUCUGAAUCUUCUUAUAAAUGCUUUUAUUUUAUUUAUUUAAUCUAAAAUAAUCUUUAGAUACUUGUGGUUAUAAAUUAUUAUAAAUUAUAAAAUAACUAUGAUUUAUUAUAUUUUGGAAAUGUAUUUAUGUGCUUUAUUAAGUGCUCUUAUAAACAUUAAUUACAUAUUGACAAUAAUGUGCUGUUAAUCGGUUGUUUAGGAUUGUUAUAUUAAUGUCUAUAAAUGUAAUGGAUGAUUCUGAUAACACAGAGUGAACAUGUAGACAAUCUUACUUUAUGAAGGGCAUAACUGUGUAAGUUAUUAUGAGAUAUAAGUUAUUAAUGAAGUAUGUGUUACUGUUGACUAAAACAGACUUGUUUUAGGGUUAUUUUAAGGUUUAGCUGAGUAAUCAUCUUUUGUAAUCAUCUGAAAACUGGUGAAGGUCAAAGCUAUGAGGAUGAUGAUGAUGAUGAUCUGACUGAAUGUAAAAGAAGUCUUUUCUGAAUGUGUCUAAUGUGUUUAACGAAAUCUGGAUUUCUGUGGUGAUAAAUGAAUGAAAUACUUUAUGAAUGAAUGAAUAGAAAAUUUGUGUAUUUUUUAUAUUGUUGUUUACUAGAUAACACUAUGUGUAACUGUAAACAGCACAGAGAGUUAUUAGUUAUUCGUUUGGAUUAAAGGGGAAUAAAUCCUAUUUACUCACUGCCAGAUUUUAGGAAUGUCUGUUUUUUUUUCAGAAUGUUCCUGAUGUUUUCUGUACAGUAUUUACUGCUAAGAUUUAAUUUUAAUGUCAAAUAAAAUAAAGUUUCUAUUUAUGAAAA
Molecule: messenger RNA, 6191 nt
Organism: Astyanax mexicanus (Mexican tetra)
Lineage: Eukaryota; Metazoa; Chordata; Actinopteri; Characiformes; Acestrorhamphidae
Gene: slc4a2b
Product: solute carrier family 4 member 2b
Exons: 23
Coding region: 233-3838 (1201 amino acids)
Biological process (GO): transmembrane transport; bicarbonate transport; monoatomic anion transport
Cellular component (GO): basolateral plasma membrane; plasma membrane; apical plasma membrane
Molecular function (GO): solute:inorganic anion antiporter activity; monoatomic anion transmembrane transporter activity
Source: RefSeq, a predicted model, not a curated record